UCCUCAAUGAAGCGUCGUACUAUUCCUCGUCAGUCCAGGGCAGGUUAUAAAUUUGAGAUAGUUUUUGGUCUCAGGGAUUUUUCUGACAGUGUCUGUCUCCCUGUCAGUGAGCUAUCUCUCUUCAGAGUCGGUGUGCUCACUUGCAAAGUUAAUGACGGUCGCUGACGGCGACUCUUUAGCGCUCGUCAUGCCUGUCCGAGCGGAGUGCUGCUCCCCGGCCGGCUCGGCCUGCCCAUCCUCGGCCUGUCUUGUUCCCGCCGCCCCGAUCAACACGCAGCAGCCGGGGGUGACCACGUCGCUGCUGCACAGCGGCUCACAGUUCCGGGGCUACCAAAGGAGCAAAGGCAACUCCUACGACGUUGAAGUGGUUUUACAGCAUGUGACUGUGGAGGACUCAUAUUUGUGUGGAUACCUGAAGAUCAAAGGCCUGACUGAGGAGUAUCCCACUCUUACAACGUUCUUUGCUGGUGAAAUAAUCAGCCGUAAGAGGCCUUUUUUAACAAGAAAGUGGGACGCAGAUGAAGAUGUGGAUAGAAAGCACUGGGGGAAGUUCCAGGCUUUUUACAAAUAUGCCAAAAACUUCAACUCGGAUGAUUUUGAUUAUAAAGCUCUGGAAACCAGUGAUUAUAUUUUCAUGAGGUGGAAGGAGCAGUUCCUAGUUCCGGACCACACCAUUAAAGACAUCAGUGGCGCCUCCUUCGCAGGUUUCUACUACAUUUGCUUCCAGAAGUCCACAGCCACUGUUGAGGGCUACUAUUACCACAGAAGCUCAGAGUGGUAUCAGUCUCUAAGCCUAAACCAUAUUCGAGAGCACAGUAUGCCUAUUUAUGAAUUUCGGUGACAUCGAAGAACACAGUAAGGGACAGUGUACACUGCCCUGCGCUUCAAUGGGACAGGAAUGACGGAGAGUCCUUUUAUGUCACAACACUGGAGGUGAUCUGCGUUCCUCACUGGAGGGAGCUGACAGGUGGUCAGUCACUCUAUUAACGAGCUGAAGAAAAGAAGACGCAGAUGAUGAAGAGUAAAGAUCAGUGAGACGAGCACAGUUUUGCUGCAAAGCUGCUGUUUUUUGACAUUUUAAUUUGUUCUUCCUGGCUUGUCUUUUAAUUUCAGUUCUUGGUGUCUUUCUGCUCUCAAACAAUUGUCUCCAUUUAGUUGGACCUCCAGUUUCAUGUAUCAUGCGUUCCUUUCAAUUUUCUAACAUUGCCUUUUAGUUAAUAGUCACAAAAGAAAGAGUGAUGAAUGUGAAAUCAGUUUUUUUCAUAAUGCUUCCCAUAUUAAAUGUAAAAUAGCCUCACAGGUUCACUUUGAUUCCCAAUAGUGAUUACUUAUUGGUUUAUUUCAAAAGAUUCCAAGGAAAGCAAUGAUGAGCAGGAAUUUACUUUUCAUUGCCUGAACUGACAGGCAUGGUCUGUUAAUCAGGGAUUGUGUGCUUGUAUGUUAUAUUAAUGCAGUGUGCAAUGAGAAGUUGAAAGCCAACAGCUGGAGCUGUUGCUGCUGGAUUUAAGCCUGAAGACAAGUCAUUGGAUCCAAUAAAUGGUCAUUUUUAAGCUGCGGCUUUUUCAGCAGUCCUCGAAAUGCUACUGAUGGCCACAUCCAGUUUUUUUCUAUGCAAGCCAAAGAUCAGUAUGAGGUAGAAUUUGUUACAGUUCCAAAUAUUUAUUUUGUUAUUAUUCAGACCUAUAAUUAGCUUCAAACCUGGGGUUUUCAAUAUUUGUUACACAAAAGUUGUUUCAGGGAAAGUAGAGCAGCUUUGAAGUGAUUUCUGUGUGUGUAACGUGAGGAAAGUUGCAAUGUUAAAAGCAGUGUUUUGAUUGUAUGAAGAUGUAAUCUGUAGAUUUUUUUUUUUUCCCUUUUUCAAAGUUUAUCUUUCUGCAGUGUGACAACACACUCGGAGCUAAAAUGUAAUGUUUGCUCAGUGGAGAUUAAUGUAAAAGGAAAAGAAAAAGCACCAUGUGGCUCAUGUACUUUUACAUGAUUAAAGACUAAAACCUCCUGUGAUUCUAUAGGGAAAAAAACCUGUUGCCUUACAAUUUUAAAUGUUUGUAAACGUUUUGUUUUUAAGACAUGAUUAAGCUGGUAUUUUAUUUGAAAUGGAUCAAAACCAAAUAAUUGAUUUUUCUUCAUCAACUUCUUGGAAUUCUUAGUUUUUCUGAGCGAGGCUGAUGUAAAAGUUACCUGUAGGAACAUGCAUGUUUUCUUCCAGCCACCUGACUUUAUUGACUUCAUUUCAAACAAGUGGAGUGCAAACACUGCAGUCCUAAAGACUUGGGGAAAUUAUUUUCUUUAAUUAAUCAUGUAAUUAAGAAAAAAGGAAAAUGUGCAAUGUAAAAAGCAAAUGUUUAUUUAAGAGUGUAUAUUCAGAGUUUUGACUGUAAAUCUAAUUUGAAAAUGAAUUAUAAUUCUGGUGUGAGGAGAAAUAAACACUCUUUCACACAUAGCUGCUUUAUCAUUCAAUAAAUAAACCCACUUUUCAGUAAGAAAAACCCAGACAUUUUUACUAUAAUUCUUAAGAGAUGAAAAAAAUGAAAAAUCAACCUAAAUGCUUUUUUUUUUUUAAACAUUUUAUGUUUCUGUUUAAUAAGCAUCUGAAGUCUUCUUUUGUUACCAUCUAGGAGCUGCUUCCGCUAGGUCUUUAGUAGUUUCCAACACUUCUCCUGUUCAUCUGUUCCAGCAGUGACCUUGUGAUGUACGUGUUUGGUGCCCUGACCUGAAAAUACAGACAUUUACAUCAAACUGUGCGAAUGUUGUAUUUUUUUUUCUUCCUUAUUUACUGUUUCAGCAAACUGAUCCACAAGAUUGCUUCUAAAAUUACUUUAGUUUGUGUUAUUUCUUUAAGAAA
Cololabis saira (Pacific saury) is the source of this 2842-nucleotide messenger RNA. It is a transcript of the gene gid4, whose product is annotated as GID complex subunit 4 homolog. The transcript has 6 exons. The record is from RefSeq and is a predicted model, not a curated record. The coding region runs from base 152 to 841 and encodes 229 amino acids. Gene Ontology annotation, biological process: protein targeting to vacuole; protein catabolic process in the vacuole; proteasome-mediated ubiquitin-dependent protein catabolic process. Lineage: Eukaryota; Metazoa; Chordata; Actinopteri; Beloniformes; Belonidae. Gene Ontology annotation, cellular component: extrinsic component of membrane; GID complex.